AUGUGGCUCGAUCGUUUUUCAGGCCAUUCAACUGCCUCUGCAGCCACUCCGCCCUUCCAUCGACAGGCCUCUCCUACUCCGCGCCCGUCGCCGCUGCGUGCAAAUAAUCAACCUUCCCGUCCACCAUUCAAUGCACGAUCCUCGUCUCUAUCCCUUGCUUCGGUUGUCAAUGCGUCCUCAACGUCGUUGCCGGGCACCCUGCGUCAAACAAAUGGGUCAACGCUGAGAGUAAGCGCGGCAAGGGAAUCAAAUGCUUCGGACCCUCUCGAGGUUUUACAAGACAUAAUUGGAAAACAAAGAGAGCUAGAUGGAUCGAAAAGUGCUGAAGCUGAUGAAAAUCCCCUGGAAAGGCCAGGCGAUCUCGUUGAUAACAUCGAUUUUGGCGGACUGAGUCUAGAAGAUUUUGUAGUGCAGAGAAACGAUCGAGCAAGAUUUUCGAACGACGAUCAGACGUACCAAUCCGCUGAGCAGUAUGAGAAAGAACGAGAACGAUUCCAGGAGCUCCAUCACUCGAUCACGGGAUGCGAGGACGUCCUGAAAUCUGUGGAGACGUAUCUCCUCAAGUUCCAAACCGAGCUUGGUGCCGUAUCUGCGGAGAUUGAAACGCUUCAAUCGCGCUCGUCUAAAUUGAACUCUCAACUUGCAAACCGCAAGAACGUAGAGCAACUACUUGGUCCAGCCGUCGAGGGGAUUGCCAUAUCACCGCGUACGGUUAGAGUCAUAUCGGAAGGCCCCAUAAAUGCGGAUUGGAUAAAAGCUUUAAAGGAAGUCGAUAGCCGAUCAACAGGCAUCAUCAAUAGCUCGUUCAACAAUACUAAAGCAGUCGAAGAUGUGAAACCGUUGUUAACGGAUUUGAAAGAUAAAGCUGUGGAAAGGAUUCGCGAUUAUCUGGUCGCACAGAUCAGGGCCAUAAGGUCGCCGAACAUUAACGCACAAAUUAUUCAACAGCAAUCCCUUGCCAAAUAUAAGGAAUUAUACGGCUUUCUAUCUUUUCACCAGCCAAGUUUGGCUGAAGAAAUCACCCAAGCUUACGUGAACACAAUGAGAUGGUACUACCUUUCGAAUUUUACACGAUAUAACCAGGCAUUGGACAAACUAAAAGUCCAUUCUAUGGACCGCAAUGACCUGCUGGGUGGUGAACCGGUUCUUCAGAAAGGAUCAACCCCUUUUCCUAGUGGACGCAACCCACAUUCGUCUCAUGACCCCUUUACGCUCGGACGGCGGAUAGAUGUUCUCAAAUCAAACAACCCAAUGGCGCUAACAUCAUACCUUGCAGAAGAAGACAAAUCCCAACACGGCAUUGAAGUUCCUUUUAGAAAUUUCAAUCUCGCUUUGAUCGAUAAUAUUUCGGCGGAAUUCUCUUUCAUGGCAGAAACGUUUGCAGCCAAAUCGAUCCAUCUAGCUUCGCGAAAGAUAAUGUCAAUAUUUGAGCCGGUCUUCGCUCUAGGUCACAAUUUAACAAAACAAUUAAUCGAUAACACAACGGACUGCCUCGGCAUCCUUCUUUGUGUCCGGCUCAAUCAGCAAUUUGCGUUUGAGUUGCAGCGUCGCAAAGUCCCCGUGGCUGACGCGUAUAUAAACGGCAUCAACAUGCUCUUGUGGCCUCGAUUUCAGAUAAUCAUGGAUAUGCAUCACGAGUCCUUGAAAAGGGCGUCCUCAUCAUCCACUCGAGGAAGCGUCUCGGCACUAUCGUUAACCGGGGGCGACAAACAAUCCCUAGCGCCGCAUUUUUUGACUCAAAGAUUUGGCCAAUUCCUUCAUAGUAUACUCCAAAUGAGCAUUGAAGCAGGAGCAAAUGAACCCAUCUCAAGCAGCUUGGGGCGAUUAGCCAACGAAUUUGAUACUUUAUUGGCGAAGCUUAGCAAAGCUAGUGGCGACGCAAAACGCAGAGAACGCUUUUUGUUCAACAAUUAUUCUCUAAUACUCACUAUCAUUAGUGAUACAAAGGGUGAUCUCGCUCAAGAACAACAGACACACUUCGAGUCGAUGAUCAACGGUCUUGGUGGCAAGUCAUAG
Uncinocarpus reesii 1704 is the source of this 2016-nucleotide messenger RNA. RefSeq lists its product as uncharacterized. Gene Ontology annotation, cellular component: GARP complex. NCBI's taxonomy places the organism in Eukaryota, Fungi, Ascomycota, Eurotiomycetes, Onygenales, Onygenaceae. Bases 1 to 2016 code for a protein of 671 amino acids. The record is from RefSeq and is a predicted model, not a curated record. The transcript is spliced from 7 exons. Gene Ontology annotation, molecular function: syntaxin binding. Gene Ontology annotation, biological process: retrograde transport, endosome to Golgi; endocytic recycling; Golgi to vacuole transport.